Molecule: messenger RNA, 712 nt
Organism: Somion occarium
Lineage: Eukaryota; Fungi; Basidiomycota; Agaricomycetes; Polyporales; Cerrenaceae
Source: the annotation of a GenBank genome assembly
GAAUUCUUUCUGGAAUGGGCCUGAGUCGUCAUGAGAACCAAGGCCACGUUUUCUGUGAUACUUGGACAUCUUGUGCAAGGACCCUUCGUCGCUCGUUUUUGUCGCGCUUUGUUUUCUUUUUUCUUUCUUUGUUUUCGCUCUCGAAUUACGCUCUUUCUCGCUCGGUCAUUUUCCCCUCCCGCUCCCGCUCCCGCCAUCCCCCCAACCUGUUCUCUGUUUUGUCUUUUCGUCUGCGUUCUUGAUGUAUUUGUAUCUCGCAAUUUUCUCUCUCCUCCCCUCUUCCCUCUCUCCCCUCUCUUCAACUUCCGCUGUGCAAUAUGUCAUUCCGUCCUCUACCAUCUCCUCUCUCUUGGCUUCGACUUUCACCUUUCACUUGUCUCCACCUUUCCCCCCAUUGAACGCUUUCCAGCAAGUUACCAUUUACAAGUUAAAGUUCCUGUUACCGUGCCCACUUCCCACUUUCCUUUCCAUUCUUGUCCGAUUGCAUUUUCUUCUUUCAAACUUUGUGUAUUAUUAAAUAUAUUCCGUAGCCCUUUUUACUUGCACGCUGGCCCUGCCAUUCAUUUCCACCGUCGUUACAUGCCAUCCCCACUUCCUUCGUACACAUACACGCUGUCUUUUUCUUGUAUGUGGUUUUGCAUGGCUUGUACGUUGUUUUUAGUUAGUUAGUGUACACGGCGUUGUCAUAAUAUGAUGAUAAUGUGUACUUUUU